AUGAAGAAGUUUGGUUUUGGCAAGAAGGGCGGCGACGACGGCGACGACGCUAGUCGCAAUGCUCUCUUUGGCAGCCGCAAAAAGAGUUCGACCCCGGCCGCUCAAACCGACAACCCGUACGCACAACAAGGAGCUCAAGGCGCGGCCGACCCUUACGCUGAUUCCGCAAAGUAUGCCAACGUUACUCCCUACCAGCAAGCCCGCUCCCAGCUUGGCGGCGGCGCUGCGCCAGGCGCUGGACAGCAGGAUCCCCCAGGUCGUGCUCCCGGCUAUGCCGGGUACAGCUCCGACAAAUACGGAUCUGGAGGCGGCUAUGGCUCAAAUAGAUACGAGAGCAACGUUGGAGCGGAUCGAAAUGCCGCCUCUACUGCCGGUGCUAGAGGCCCUGGUGGCUAUGGUGGCUUCGGGCGGAACGAAAAGGACGAGCAAGACAGCAACAGGGAGGCCCUUCUAGGCGGCGCGCAGGAAAGAUUUGCCCAGAGACAGCAAACAACAGCGACAACUGCGACCAGCAGUGGCUAUGGCCAAAGUGGCCCAUCUACUGCUUCGCAGGAUAGCUACGGCGGGUACGGCGACCAGCGAGAAUUGACAGCAGAAGAACAAGACGAAGCUGAAACGCAAGGGAUUCUUGCCGAGAAGCGCCAAGUGCAGCAAGAAAGUUCUGCAUCAGUCUCGCGCUCAGUUCAGAUGGCUAGACAAGCGAACGAGGUUGGCCGCGCUACGCUCGCGCGCCUCGGAGCUCAGGGUGAACGACUGCACAACACCGAGAAGAACCUAGAUCUUGCUGCCAAUCAGAACAAGAUUGCGCAAGAUAGAGCCGCGGAAUUGAAAACGCUCAACAGAAGCAUGUUUGCUGUCCACGUCUCUAACCCGUUCACAUCGAAGCAGCGCCAGCAAAAAGCGGAUGACGACGUCAUGAACCGUCACCGAGCCGAACGUGAUCAAAGAGAAACAACUCGCCGCGAAGGCUUCUCUGCUAACCAACGCAUGGAGUCCAAUUUCCGUGACAUGAGCACAUCCAGUGUCGCCAGACCUCAGCAGCGUGCCAAAAAAGACUAUGGCAAAUUCAACCUGGAAGAUGAAGAGGGGGCCGAUGAGCUCGAGGAUCAGAUCGACGAUGGUAUCAAUGAGCUCGAAGGCCAGGUUUCUAUGAUGAAUAUGGUUGGGCGUGCCAUUGGAAAGGAGGUCGAUUCGCAGAACAAACAGAUCGACAGGAUCAUGACAAAGGUCUGCAGCGUCCCGUGGUGUAUUCUUGGCGACUUUACUAAUUCUCUAUCUCAGAGCGAUGCUGUUGAUGAUGCUACUCGCAUGAACCGUGAGAGACUGGCUCGCAUCAAAUAA
Cordyceps militaris CM01 is the source of this 1341-nucleotide messenger RNA. Its product is annotated as plasma membrane SNARE protein (Sec9). The record is from RefSeq and is a predicted model, not a curated record. Gene Ontology annotation, cellular component: plasma membrane; SNARE complex. Bases 1 to 1341 code for a protein of 446 amino acids. Gene Ontology annotation, biological process: exocytosis; vesicle fusion. The transcript has a single exon. NCBI's taxonomy places the organism in Eukaryota, Fungi, Ascomycota, Sordariomycetes, Hypocreales, Cordycipitaceae. Gene Ontology annotation, molecular function: SNAP receptor activity; syntaxin binding.